AUGAGGCAGGAGCCCGCGGCAGUCUCCGCUUUCACCUCCUCCUCCUCCUCUUCGCCUUCCUUCGGCUCCGGCGCCCCGGCCCCGGCCGGGCUGUGGCUCUGCUGCGUGCCCCGCGCGCCCCCCGCCCGCCUCCGGAUGCGCUGCUCGGUUAGCCUGGGGCGGAAGAUAAAGACAUUUGUCACCAAGAUGGUAAUCACGAGUGGAAAUGAGGAGGACAGAGAAGGCCAGGAGAGAGAGAGUAAGGAAGAGAGUGUCUUGGCCAUGCUGGGGAUUAUCGGGACCAUUCUGAACCUGAUUGUUAUCAUAUUUGUAUACAUAUACACCACUCUGUGAAUGGCCCGGAGGGUGCUUGGCCGAAAGA
Mirounga angustirostris (Northern elephant seal) is the source of this 361-nucleotide messenger RNA. It is a transcript of the gene TUNAR, whose product is annotated as TCL1 upstream neural differentiation-associated RNA. The record is from RefSeq and is a predicted model, not a curated record. NCBI's taxonomy places the organism in Eukaryota, Metazoa, Chordata, Mammalia, Carnivora, Phocidae. Bases 1 to 333 code for a protein of 110 amino acids. The transcript has 2 exons.